Messenger RNA from Hippopotamus amphibius kiboko, 2789 nucleotides. It is a transcript of the gene ATF1, whose product is annotated as activating transcription factor 1. Gene Ontology annotation, molecular function: RNA polymerase II cis-regulatory region sequence-specific DNA binding; protein binding; DNA-binding transcription factor activity, RNA polymerase II-specific. NCBI's taxonomy places the organism in Eukaryota, Metazoa, Chordata, Mammalia, Artiodactyla, Hippopotamidae. Gene Ontology annotation, cellular component: nucleus; ATF4-CREB1 transcription factor complex. The record is from RefSeq and is a predicted model, not a curated record. The transcript has 8 exons. Gene Ontology annotation, biological process: regulation of transcription by RNA polymerase II. Bases 303 to 1379 code for a protein of 358 amino acids.
CGGCCCGGCGGCGCCCCCUUAGCCGGCGGCCUCCUCCUCCCUCUCUCCCGCCCUCCCGCCCGCCCGCCGCCCCCCAAUGAAAAUUAAACCGAAGACCUCCCGCCGCGGGGCGCCUUUCGCCUCUGAAGCCGCGCCUCUGCGGCCCCGGGCGAGCGAGCGCCCUCCGUCGAAGGGCUCGGGGUUGGGGCGGGAGCCGCGGGGAGGGCGGCGUGGCCUUGGCCUCCGCGCGUCGUCCGCCUAGCGCGGCCCGAGACCGGUGAUCGCCGCCGGGGACCCCGCAGAGCGCGCCGGGCGCCCUCAGCAUGCGGGGCCCGGGCUGCUUGCUGUGGGGGCAGAGCCAGCCCUCACCCUCUGGGAGCUUCCAGUCGAGUGGGCAGACGGACGCUAGAAUAAUCGCGCACGAAACAGUGGUGGAAGGGUGCGGCCGACAAGCGAGCAAGUUGAUUAUGGAAGAUUCUCACAAGAGUAACACUUCAGAGACAACACCUCAGUCUGGUUCAGCCGUUCAGGGAGCUCAUAUUUCUCAUAUCGCUCAACAGAUGUCAUUAAGAGGAUCUGCGCCAGUGACAAUUGUACCUCUUCCUGGAGAGCAAGUACAGGUUCAGGGGGUCAUCCAGACAGCUCAGUCUUCUGUAAUUCACCCACCACACGUGCAAACGGUAUCAUCUUUAUCAGAAAGUGAGGAGUCUCAGGACUCAUCUGACAGCAUAGGCUCCUCACAGAAAACCCACGGGAUCCUAGCACGGCGCCCAUCUUACAGAAAAAUUUUGAAAGACCUAUCUUCUGAAGAUACACGGGGCAGAAAAGGAGACGGAGAAAACCCUGGAGUUUCUGCUGUCACUUCUAUGUCUGUUCCAACUCCCAUCUAUCAGACUAGCACCGGACAGUACAUUGCCAUUGCCCCAAAUGGAGCCUUACAGCUGGCCAGUCCAGGCACAGAUGGAGUACAGGGGCUUCAGACAUUAACCAUGACAAAUUCAGGCAGUACUCAACAAGGGACAACAAUUCUUCAGUAUGCACAGACCUCUGAUGGACAGCAAAUACUUGUGCCCAGCAACCAGGUGGUUGUACAAACUGCAUCAGGAGAUAUGCAGACAUAUCAAAUCCGUACCACACCUUCAGCUACUUCACUACCACAAACCGUGGUGAUGACAUCUCCUGUAACGCUUACAUCUCAGACAACUAAGACAGAUGACCCCCAAUUGAAAAGAGAAAUAAGGUUGAUGAAAAACAGAGAAGCUGCUCGAGAAUGUCGCAGAAAGAAGAAAGAAUAUGUGAAAUGCCUGGAAAAUCGAGUUGCAGUCCUGGAAAAUCAAAACAAAACUCUAAUAGAAGAGUUAAAAACUUUGAAGGAUCUUUAUUCUAAUAAAAGUGUUUGAUUCUUAAGAAAGAAAAUAUUUUUGUGGACUUGCCUAAAAAUUAGAUGGAUUUCUUUUUCUUUUUAGUGGAGUUUUACGAAUUAAAAGGUCAAAAAUGAAGCUUUUUAUUUAGGCUUUUGCAACUCAAAGAUAACUAUCUUAUGCAAGAGAUCUGGUGACAGAGGAUAAAGUGGAAAAAGACCUCAAGGAAGUUACUGGCACAACUGGAAGCUCUGUAAAAAUUAAACGUACUCAAGAAACAAGAAAUGAACUUUCAUCAAUUCGAAUUUUCUUAAUAACAAAUGGUCGUCAGUAUUCCAAAAAUGGCAGAUAAGAUGAAAUUUGGUAAAUCGAAUUUUUAAGAAUAAAUCAAUUUACCCUUAUAGGUUUGCAUUUCUUACUGUUACCUAAAAUUUACCUUUUUCGAUUGUGUGUGUGUGUGUGUGUUCUAUUUCUGCCAAUAAACUCUAAAUUACAAAUAUGAAAGAAAAGCUAAUACACAACUAAACAUAUAAAUUAUGUGUUCUGAUUAUGUACACUUAUUCUAUUGUCAGGUCUUAAAUGGGUUUUUAAAAGUUUGCUUUUUGGACGCGAGAGGAUUUUUGAGACUGGGUUAACUAUUUUUGAGGCCUUGUCAUAAAAGGCACCUAAGGUACAUGAAUGGAGUGUGGUGAUUUUGUAACUUUUUUUUAUCAGAAUGGAAAGAGAAUUGUUUAAAAGUUUGAUACUUUUAAAUAGUUUGUUUUUUGGUUACUCUGGGAAUGGUGAUUUUCUACAAAUAUUUAAUAAAUUGUUUUUUGAUUCUAUAUUCUGUAUGCAGUUGAAUAUACAUUACGUAUUCUGUUGUGCUUUAAUAGAAUGGAAUGUUUACAGGCCCUUGAGAUAUUAGAGUAUUUUAAAAACCUGAAGAUGCAUACCAAAGUUUUCCAAGAGGAUUUUAUAAUCGGUUUAAUGUAAGGUUUAUCAGAUUCUAAAAUAGUACAGUUACUAAGGCAAUUUUAUGUUAGAGACUAUUUUGUAAUGUAGUGAAUGGUACAUUUAUAAGAAAAGUGACUGCCAAUAUAUUUUUAUAGCUAAUCUUUAUAAAUUCUAAAGUUGAGUUUUUAAUGAUUAUUUUAAAUGUUUAUAUAGUUUGUUAGUAAAAAAUAUUUUGCAUCUCAAAGUAUCAUUUUUAUAUUAUGGGAAGUAAAGUUUCCACAUUGGCUACUGUUUGAAUUGCAAGUUUUGUAUGCAGUUUAUCCAGAGUUCAAAAAUGCUGUCAGCACACCAGUGUUUAACCUCUGUAUUCCAAUUUGUGUACACUUUGAAAUUGUACUGCAAAACUAUUGUGCGCUUCUUAUACAAUAUGUAUCAUAUUGUUGUCUAAGAAAUUAAAGGACAUUUGAUAAAAUUAAGUUUGCUGAAUGUAAAAUAUAUUGCUUGAUAUAUGAA